Zychaea mexicana is the source of this 1614-nucleotide messenger RNA. RefSeq lists its product as uncharacterized. The record is from RefSeq and is a predicted model, not a curated record. Lineage: Eukaryota; Fungi; Mucoromycota; Mucoromycetes; Mucorales; Lichtheimiaceae. The transcript is spliced from 2 exons. Bases 1 to 1614 code for a protein of 537 amino acids.
AUGAAGUUUAUACAACUUGCUGGUUUGGCCAUCGUGCCAUUGGCUCUAGCCGCCCCAUUCUCAGUUGAACAGGAAGAGAAAACAGUCAAUAAUGUAGAUCCGUUGGACGUUGGUGCAGUUAACAGUGCCCUUUCAUUCGAGAACAGCAUCGCUGGACUUGUCCGUAACAUUGCACAGACGAUUGACGGUGUCCUUAGCGCAGAUGCAGCACAGCGCCAUAUCGACACACCAGUGUCCAUCAACUCGAUCAUUGAGCAAAUGUUCAUCAGCGGUGGUCCAGCUAGCGAAUUGGGCAAGGAGGACUCGCACUCUAUGAAGGCCGACAGCGUCAAUAGCGUGAUCAACAAUCAGGCUAACUACGGUAGCCAGGCAGUCACCGACACGGUCCAUGGUUUCCAAGGCACCGUCAACGGCAACAUUGACGGCCCGGCCGAAAUUGACGCCAGCUUGCUGACCUCCUUGAGACAGCGCGAGUCCGUUGGCCAGAUCCAAAAAGCUAUCGAUUCUAUGAUCAACAGCGCAGAACACGAUGAUGUGAUGCAUUUUGCCAAGCGUAUGCGUACCUUGUUUGAAUCCUUGUUUAAGAACUUUGGUACUGGAAACAGCCCUGUCGAACGCAUCAUCCGUGAACUCGAAAGCCUUGUCAUGGCUCGCACGGUUAACUUGCAACAAAAGGCCGAUAUGGUGGAUGGUCAAGUAUUGUCCAGGGAUGAGAUCGAAAACUUGCUCACCUCGUUCCGUGACCAGAUCCGUCUCGCCGUUCGAGAGUAUAUUGAGCAACACCCACUCGAGUACUUUGGUGUCGUCGGUGCCUUUGAAGAGGUUGAAAGUAACGCCGUCUUGGAGGCUGAGGGGCUCACUUACUUCCUCAUCCGUAUCACUGAAAAUGUCAUUGGUGCCUUUGUGCCUGAUGACCCUGUGAGCGACAUUGUCGAUGUCGUUCAACACAGCCUUCCCGUCGACGACCUUCCUAUCGCUGACCCUCCUAUCGAGAAACCUCCUGUCGACCUUCCUCCAGUGAGCAAUCCAGAUCUUCCUCCAGCAACCGCCGAACAAGCUGCUUCCGCUUUCUUUGAACAAAUUAAACAGAAUGCCCGGGCCACAUACCUUAUGGGCCAUGUCCUUUCCCAUGCUUCCGAUAUUCAAUAUGCUCUUGACAACCAUGUUAACAACGUCCAAAAGAUCGGCCUCCACGGUAUCAACGAUGGCCUGUACUUGCUCUUGAACGACCAAGCCGAAAUGGAAAAAAUUACCCAUGCUCUAACUCGCAACGCCGGGCCACUUGGUGAAGCCCUCGCUCACGUUCUUCAAAAGUUCAUUGAGACCAAUGCUGACAUCUUGGCUGCCUUUGGCCAACAGAAUCGUGCUCUUCUAGGACCCGACCUUGUCAAGCUCGUUUUCAGUGCCCUGGACAAGAUUGUUGCGAAAUAUCAAGAGGAUCACCAGCUUCUUGGUCUUGUGUUGAAGAAAAGUCUUGUCUUUAUUGAGACUAUCUACAAUGAUGAUCCCGAUAUUCUUACAAACGAUUUCACUGCUAUCAAUCUUCUCAAUGCCGUCAAUGCCCUUGUGGACGCAAUUAACCAAGCUCUUAAGGCCCGUAUCCUACUUUUUUAA